Mercurialis annua (annual mercury) is the source of this 3026-nucleotide messenger RNA. RefSeq lists its product as uncharacterized. Lineage: Eukaryota; Viridiplantae; Streptophyta; Magnoliopsida; Malpighiales; Euphorbiaceae. The record is from RefSeq and is a predicted model, not a curated record. The transcript is spliced from 18 exons. Bases 214 to 2739 code for a protein of 841 amino acids.
CAGUAAUGAGUAAUCACACACUAAUACUCUAACCCCACAUCUAAAACUAAUCAUGUGACGCUAAUCUCGCUCCUCCCUCACCUUCUCUCUCUACACUCAUUUUUUUCUCUCUGCUAAUUCAGUUGCAGAGAGAAAAUCAAGCCAAAAAUCUCUCUAAAUUUGAGCAUCAAUUCGCACCAAUCAAAUCAGUCCACCUGCACACUGCUCUUUCAAAUGAAGUCGCUGUCUCUGUCGCUGUCUCAGACCAAGGUCUCGACGAGUCAGCCCGGUAAUCCUCUCGUCGCCUUUGAGCACAAGAGGGAUGCGUAUGGAUUUGCAGUUAGACCGCAGCAUUUACACAGAUACAGAGAAUAUGCUAAUAUUUACAAGGAAGAAGAGGAGGAAAGAUCAGAAAGGUGGAAAACUUUCUUGGAACUACAAGCUGAAUCUGCUGAAUUGCCUAUAAAUGACUUAUCUUUGGAAGAAGACAGCACAUUGGAUGCUGAAACAACACAGAAGGAGACGAGGAAUGGUGUUGAAGCAGAAGAUUUAAGCAAUGGGGAUUCUGGUUCUCAUGUUUCGCCUGAAAGUCUUACUGAAGUUGACGAGAAACAGUCCACUGCCAGUAAAAGAAUUCAUAGGGUGCAAAUAUGGACUGAGAUUAGACCAUCGCUUAAUCAAAUUGAAGAGUUGAUGAGCAUUCGUAUAAAAAAGAAGGGGAAUCCACUAAAAGACCAGCUAGAUAAUAAGAAAGAACUUUCUGUUGAAGAUACAAAAUUGGCAAAAAUUGCCUCAGAAGAGGACUCAGAGGAUGAGUUUUAUGAUGUUGAAAGGUCAGAUCCAGUUCAAGACAACUCUUCCAGUGACGGUGUUAGUGUCUCCGGUACAGGUGCUACUGCAGCUGAUGGGACCCCUCUUGAAUCAUUCUUCCCCUGGAAAGAAGAACUGGAGUUUCUUGUUCGUGGUGGUGUGCCGAUGGCACUCAGGGGAGAGCUUUGGCAAGCAUUUGUAGGUGUAAAGGCACGCCGGGUGGAUAAGUAUUACCAGAAUUUGCUUGCUUCAGAUUUUAAUUCAGGACAUCAUGAAGAACAGUCAGGUACUGACGCUAAGGGUUCAACUACAGACCCUGCUUGUGUACCUGAGAAGUGGAAAGGGCAGAUUGAGAAGGACUUACCUCGGACAUUUCCAGGCCAUCCUGCAUUGGAUAAUGAUGGCCGAAAUGCUUUAAGGCGGUUGCUUACAGCUUAUGCUCGGCACAACCCCUCUGUUGGUUACUGUCAGGCUAUGAAUUUUUUCGCUGCCUUGUUACUGCUUCUGAUGCCUGAGGAAAAUGCAUUCUGGGCACUGAUGGGAAUAAUUGAUGACUACUUUGAUGGCUAUUACUCUGAGGAAAUGAUAGAGUCUCAGGUUGAUCAACUUGUUUUCGAGGAGCUAGUGCGCGAAAGAUUUCCUAAAUUAGUGAAUCAUCUGGAUUACCUAGGAGUGCAGGUUGCAUGGGUAACAGGACCCUGGUUCCUUUCCAUCUUCAUGAACAUGCUUCCAUGGGAAAGUGUUCUUCGACUGUGGGAUGUGCUUCUUUUUGAAGGAAACCGUGUCAUGCUGUUUAAGACUGCACUUGCUUUGAUGGAAUUAUAUGGCCCUGCAUUGGUCACUACCAAGGAUGCUGGAGAUGCAGUCACUUUGCUACAGUCUCUAGCUGGCUCAACAUUUGAUAGCAGUCAACUUGUAUUAACAGCUUGUAUGGGUUAUCAAAAUGUAGAUGAAAUUAGAUUACAGGAGUUGAGAAAUAAGCAUCGGCCUGCGGUUAUAGAUACAAUCGAGGAAAGAACAAAAGGGCUUCAAGCUUGGAGAGAUUCACACGGUCUAGCAUCAAAGCUGUAUAACUUUAAGCAUGACCCCAAGUCAAUGCUGAUAGAGGCAAAUAAGCAGAAAAGUGGUGACUUAUCUCGUUCAGGGUCUGGAUCCACUAAUGCAGAUGAAGUUCUUGUAAGCUUGACAGGGGACAUGGAGAUAGAUUCUGUUCCAGAUCUUCAAGAUCAGGUGGUUUGGUUGAAGGUUGAGCUAUGCAAGUUGCUAGAGGAGAAAAGAUCUGCUGUACUCAGGGCAGAAGAGUUGGAGACUGCUCUCAUGGAGAUGGUCAAGCAGGAUAAUAGGCGGCAAUUGAGUGCCAGGGUUGAACAGUUAGAGGAAGAAGUUUCUGAGUUGCGGAGGGCCAUUUCUGAUAAGCAGGAACAAGAAAGCGUCAUGCUUCAGGUUUUAAUGCGAGUAGAGCAAGAGCAAAAGGUGACGGAGGAUGCUCGCAGAUAUGCUGAGCAAGAUGCAGCAGCUCAGAGAUAUGCGGCUCAAGUGCUACAGGAAAAGUAUGAAGAAGCCCUUGGUUCACUUGCUGAAAUGGAGAAAAGAGCGGUAAUGGCAGAGUCAAUGUUGGAGGCUACUUUACAGUAUCAAUCAGGACAGCUUAAAACCCAACCUUCACCACGGUCAUCUCAUCCAGACUCUCCACGAGGAAAUCAUGAGCCUGCACAAGAGAUACCCGCUAGAAAGAUUGGGUUGCUGUCUCGACCGUUUGGACUUGGUUGGCGUGACCGCAACAAGGCAAAACCUGCAAAUGCCGAAGAAGCACACAACGGGAAGUCUUUCAAUGAGGUACAGAGUCCUAUCCCAGAGCAGAAGGCCAAUGAAGUAGAGAGUUUAAGCACCGAGCAGAAGGCCAACGAGGUGCGGAAUCCAAGCACUGGUCAGAGGCCUUACGGUAGAUAAAGAGUAACGGUUUGCACGUUUAGUUUGAUCAUAUACUAUAUAUAGAUGUUGAAUUCUCUAGUAUCAUCGUCGUGGUAGAUAGCUUUUCGUGUACUCGUUCAAGUUCAGGAGAGAGUAGACUAGUUUUUUUUUUCAUCUGUUAUAUUUUUUGUCGGACCGCCAUUAUAGAGCUAUAUAUCCAUUUAUUGUUUUUGUUCAUUGAACAAUAAUAAUAGUAUCAUAGUGGUGAAGAGAAUGUAAGACAGAUAUGAUAUUCAAAAAGUGAAGAUAUUGUAUAAUCUUUCUUA